AUGGCUGGCGUCAUUGGUGUUAUCAGAAAUAACAAGAUCGGUAUAGCGGGUAUUCUGGACAGUGUGCGCAUACUGCCCAUAUUCGACGGUGAAGAUUUGACUUAUUCCGCAAUCGAAGAUGCUUUCACCUACCUGAUCACUGAGAGGAAAGGUGAUGUGAGAGUUAUUCUCAUGACGGAAGGGUCCGAUUCAACUAGUUCCCAAGCCGUUACCGAAAAGAUUCGGGAAGCAACUGCAGCUGGCAUGCUCGUUGUCAUCACGGCAGGGAAUGAGCGCCUGGAUCUGGACAAAGCCCCAUACUUCCCUUGUUCCUUCAGCCGUUCACCCACUGAUGGAGUGUUAUGUGUGGCUGCAACGUAUGGUUCCAAUAUGCAGCUUGAAGAUAGAAGCAACUAUAGUUUCGGUUUAGCUGUUGACAUCGCCGCUCCAGGUUACGAUAUAGCUACAACUUUUCUCGAAGGGGUGUAUGGCGCUGUGUCGGGCACUUCGGGUGCCGCCGCUAUCGUAGCGGGUAUAGCUGGGAUGCUCUACAGCCUUGAACCUUCUCUGGAGGAUAAGCUGACCCCUGCUUACAUCAAAAGUAUCAUCAUGGACACGGCCACUGGAGGUAUCAAGGACAGCAAAGGGAAAAAGACUAUGUCAUUCGGCCGCGUGAAUGCUGCGGCGGCUGUCAAUAAGAUACUUGGAAAAAAGAAGGUUUAA
Messenger RNA from Perkinsus marinus ATCC 50983, 702 nucleotides. Its product is annotated as thermitase, putative. NCBI's taxonomy places the organism in Eukaryota, Perkinsozoa, Perkinsida, Perkinsidae. Gene Ontology annotation, molecular function: serine-type endopeptidase activity. The transcript has a single exon. The record is from RefSeq and is a predicted model, not a curated record. Gene Ontology annotation, biological process: proteolysis. Bases 1 to 702 code for a protein of 233 amino acids.